Messenger RNA from Monomorium pharaonis (pharaoh ant), 1552 nucleotides. Its product is annotated as odorant receptor Or1. Lineage: Eukaryota; Metazoa; Arthropoda; Insecta; Hymenoptera; Formicidae. The record is from RefSeq and is a predicted model, not a curated record. Gene Ontology annotation, molecular function: odorant binding; olfactory receptor activity. The transcript is spliced from 5 exons. Gene Ontology annotation, biological process: sensory perception of smell; detection of chemical stimulus involved in sensory perception of smell. Gene Ontology annotation, cellular component: plasma membrane. Bases 289 to 1395 code for a protein of 368 amino acids.
AUACAAAAAUUAUCGUACAAAAUGUAAUUCAGUUAUAAAUUUACGUAUAAUUUUGUGUAUGUAUAAUAGAUUUGUGGGCGGUUAUGCUUUGGAACGGUUAACAUUUUUGAUUAAUUAGAAUAAAAAAUUAUUCUAUAUAUCUAAAUUUUUCAAGAGUUUGAGAAUACUGAAAAGUAUAUGUGUUCUGUAUAUUUGUGUAAAAAGAUAAAGAGUAAAUAAUUUACCAUAUUUCUUCUUGUAAAGGAAGGAUAUUAAUAGAUAAUACAUCGAAAAAAAAUUAUAUUAAAGAUGUUUAUACUGACAUUUACGUUUAAAAUAUUAACGUUUUGCGGUUGCGGACGAAUGGAUUCCUGGCCAGUCUCGUCUAAACGGUUAGUUUAUCAUGUGUAUACUAUUAUCAUAAUGUUAUUAAUACAUUCGUUUAUGCUGUCGCAAUUGUUGGAUCUUAUUAUGGUCGUGGAUAAUUCUGAUGAUUUCACGGAUAAUUUCUAUGUGCUACUUGCUAUGAUCGUUUCUUGCUGUAAGAUGAUCGCUCUAUUGAUAAAUCGCAGUAACAUUGAGAAAUUAAUCAAGACUCUUACGAAUAAACCGUUUCGACCAGUUGAACCUGACGAGGUGAAGAUUCAGCAGAAAUUUGAAAAACUCAUACAGUCUAACACGCUUCAUUAUACCAUUCUGGUCGAGACAACGUGUCUGUCCGUUGCUGUCACAUCAUUACUAACGGAAUUCAGAAAAGGAAAUCUGACGUUUCGAGGAUGGCUACCAUUCAAUUAUUCAUCGCCGCUACUUUUUCCAAUUGUAUACGCUCAUCAAUUGAUAAGUUUUACAAUGGGAUCUGUACACCAUGUGGCUUGUGACAGUCUCAUAUGCGGAUUUCUGGUGCACAUUUGCUGUCAGAUAGAGAUACUGGAACACCGUCUGAGAAAAAGUGCACAUAAUCCUAAAUCUCUUCGCGAAUGUGUUCUUCAACACAACCACAUAUUCAAGUUUGCUAGUAGAGUAAAUCAAAAAUUUAGAAUAACAAUAUUUAUUCAGUUUGUUGUGAGUACAUUGGUCAUGUGUUUUAAUUUGUAUCAAUUUACUAAACCAACAGCAUUAAAAACAAAGUAUAUGCAAUUAAUAUUAUACACAUGCUCCAUGUUGUCACAAAUCUUCUUCUAUUGCUGGUAUGGAAACGAAGUUAAAUUGAAAAGUCGACAUUUGAUAAAUAAUGUUUUCGAAAUGGAAUGGUUUAACUUUAGUGAAAACGACCAGAAAACUUUAUUAAUGAUUGUGAGACGUGCUGCAAUACCAAUAGAAUUUACUAGUGCCUGUGUUAUUUCUAUGAAUUUGGAUUCAUUCGUAGGCUUGCUGAAGAUGUCGUAUUCAGCUUAUAAUAUACUUAAGCAAACGUAAGGAUUAUAAUGUCGGACGCAUUCAGUAGCAAAAAUAUCACAUUGGACAUUUGUAGGAACAAAAAUAUUGAUGACAUAUUAUGCAAUGUAAAUCUAUGUCACAAUCACAAAUAUGUGUAUACAAAUAUCUUAUAUAUAAAAAAUAUAUUGAUUACCGA